AUGUCUGCUCCCGCCCACAAGUUCAAGGUCGCUGACCUUUCUCUUGCCGCCUUUGGCCGCAAGGAGAUCGAGCUCGCUGAGAACGAGAUGCCCGGUCUCAUGCAGACCCGAGCCAAGUAUGCUGCCGACCAGCCUCUCGCCGGUGCCCGCAUCGCUGGUUGCCUUCACAUGACCAUCCAGACCGCCGUCCUCAUCGAGACCCUCACUGCUCUCGGUGCUGAGGUUACCUGGACCAGCUGCAACAUCUUCUCCACCCAGGACCACGCCGCCGCUGCCAUUGCCGCCGCCGGUUUUCCCGUCUUCGCCUGGAAGGGUGAGACCGAUGAGGAGUACAACUGGUGCCUCGAGCAGCAGCUUACUGCCUUCAAGGACAACAAGAAGCUCAACCUCAUCCUCGACGACGGUGGUGACCUGACCACCCUUGUCCACCAGAAGUACCCUGAGAUGCUCAAGGACUGCUUCGGUGUCUCCGAGGAGACCACCACCGGUGUCCACCACCUCUACCGCAUGCUCCGUGACAACAAGCUCCUUGUCCCCGCCAUCAACGUCAACGACUCCGUCACCAAGUCCAAGUUCGACAACCUUUACGGCUGCCGUGAGUCCCUUGUUGACGGUAUCAAGCGUGCUACCGAUGUCAUGAUUGCUGGCAAGGUCGCUGUCGUUGCCGGUUUCGGUGAUGUCGGUAAGGGUUGUGCUAUGGCCCUCCACGGCAUGGGUGCUCGCGUCAUUGUCACCGAGAUUGACCCCAUCAACGCUCUCCAGGCUGCUAUGGCCGGUUACCAAGUCACCACCAUGGAGAAGGCUGCCAAGUUCGGUCAGAUCUUCGUCACCACCACUGGAUGCCGUGACAUCCUCACUGGCGAGCACUUCGAGGCUAUGCCCAACGAUGCCAUUGUUUGCAACAUUGGCCACUUCGAUAUCGAGAUCGACGUUGCUUGGCUCAAGAAGAACGCCACCUCUGUUCAGAACAUCAAGCCCCAGGUCGACCGCUUCCUCAUGCCCAGCGGCCGCCACAUCAUCCUCCUUGCUGAGGGCCGUCUCGUCAACCUUGGCUGUGCUACUGGCCACUCUUCUUUCGUCAUGUCCUGCUCUUUCACCAACCAGGUCCUUGCUCAGAUCAUGCUUUACAAGGCCGCUGACAAGUCUUGGGGUGAGAAGUACGUCGAGUUCGCCAAGACCGACAAGCUCGACGUUGGUGUCUACGUCCUCCCCAAGAUCCUCGACGAGGAGGUCGCCCGUCUCCACCUUGACCACUGCCAGGCUGAGCUCUCCACCCUCAGCAACGUCCAGGCUGAGUACCUCGGCUUGACCGUCGAGGGUCCCUUCAAGGCCGACAUCUACCGCUACUAA
This is a messenger RNA of Fusarium poae, 1350 nucleotides long. RefSeq names its product S-adenosyl-L-homocysteine hydrolase (gene SAH1). Gene Ontology annotation, biological process: L-methionine cycle. The record is from RefSeq and is a predicted model, not a curated record. The transcript has a single exon. Lineage: Eukaryota; Fungi; Ascomycota; Sordariomycetes; Hypocreales; Nectriaceae. Gene Ontology annotation, cellular component: cytosol. The coding region runs from base 1 to 1350 and encodes 449 amino acids. Gene Ontology annotation, molecular function: adenosylhomocysteinase activity.